Meleagris gallopavo (turkey) is the source of this 9915-nucleotide messenger RNA. The record is from RefSeq and is a predicted model, not a curated record. NCBI's taxonomy places the organism in Eukaryota, Metazoa, Chordata, Aves, Galliformes, Phasianidae.
AUGGUCACUCAGCAGCCUGAAGGCCACAUAUACAGCAGUUAUUUAGCUGGGUGGUAUUUGCUACAAAUUGAGACAGAGGCUCACUUCUACACCUGUUUCAUAUCCAGUUUGGCUCUGACCAGACAGAUUUUUCUCCCGUGUUUUGCAGAUGCUUCAUUCAGUGGCACACCACCCAGCUAUGCGUAUGAUGCAGACCGUGCUGAAGAACAGAGGCGACAUCAUGAUAUGAUGCCCUACAUCGAUGACUCGCCAUCAUCUUCCCCUCAUCUCAGUUCCAAGAGUCGAGGCAGCAGAGACACCCUGUCUUCAGGGUCUCUGGAAUCUACAAAAUCAAGUGAGCCAGAUCUGGAGAAAGGCCUGGAGAUGAGAAAAUGGGUCCUGUCAGGAAUCCUGGCCAGUGAGGAAACCUAUCUGAGCCACUUGGAGGCUCUGCUGCUGCCUAUGAAGCCUUUGAAAGCAGCUGCCACCACCUCUCAGCCUGUGCUGACUAGUCAGCAGAUUGAGACAAUAUUCUUCAAAGUGCCUGAGCUCUAUGAGAUCCACAAAGAAUUCUAUGAUGGACUCUUUCCCCGAGUGCAGCAGUGGAGUCACCAGCAACGUGUCGGAGACCUCUUCCAAAAGCUGGCCAGCCAGCUGGGAGUGUACCGGGCCUUUGUGGAUAACUAUGAAGUUGCCAUGGAGACAGCAGAGAAAUGCUGCCAAGCCAAUGCUCAGUUUGCUGAAAUCUCUGAGAAUCUAAAGGCUAGAAGCACAAAGGAAUCUAAAGAUCAGACGACGAAAAAUUCCUUGGAAACUCUGCUAUACAAGCCAGUGGAUCGAGUGACUCGCAGCACGCUUGUACUGCAUGAUUUGCUCAAGCACACUCCAGUGAGCCACCCGGAUCAUCCACUCCUGCAGGAUGCCCUGCGGAUCUCGCAGAACUUCCUUUCCAGCAUCAAUGAGGAGAUCACUCCUCGUCGGCAGUCCAUGACUGUAAAGAAGGGGGAGCACCGGCAGCUGCUGAAGGACAGUUUCAUGGUGGAGCUUGUUGAGGGGGCUCGCAAACUGCGUCACGUCUUUCUUUUUACUGAUCUGUUCCUGUGUGCCAAGCUCAAGAAGCAGAUUGGAGGAAAAAGCCAGCAGUAUGACUGCAAAUGGUACAUCCCACUCACUGACCUUAGUUUCCAAAUGGUGGAUGAGUCCGAGGCAGUGCCCAACAUCCCACUGGUACCUGAUGAGGAACUGGAUGCCAUGAAAAUCAAGAUAUCCCAGAUCAAGAAUGAUAUCCAGCGUGAAAAGAGGGCCAAUAAGGGCAGCAAGGUCAUUGAGAGGUUGAAAAAGAAGCUCUCAGAACAGGAAUCACUCCUGCUGCUGAUGUCUCCCAACAUGGCUUUCCGGGUGCACAAUCGCAAUGGCAAGAGUUACACGUUCCUCAUUUCAUCGGACUACGAAAGGGCAGAGUGGAGGGAGAACAUCCGGGAGCAGCAGAAGAAAUGCUUUAAAAGCUUCUCACUCACAUCAGUGGAGCUCCAGAUGCUGACAAAUUCCUGUGUGAAACUCCAGACAGUUCACAACAUUCCCCUCACUAUCAAUAAGGAAGAUGAUGAAUCUCCAGGUCUCUAUGGAUUCCUGAAUGUCAUUGUCCACUCUGCCACAGGAUUCAAGCAAAGUUCAAAUUUGUAUUGCACGUUAGAGGUUGAUUCUUUUGGGUACUUCGUGAACAAGGCCAAAACCAGGGUGUACAGAGACACCACGGAGCCCAACUGGAAUGAGGAGUUUGAGAUUGAGUUGGAAGGCUCACAAACUCUGCGGAUUUUGUGCUAUGAAAAGUGCUACAACAAAAUGAAGCUCACCAAAGAGGAUGGAGAGAGCACAGAUCGCAUAAUGGGAAAAGGACAGAUCCAGCUGGACCCACAGACACUACAGGACAAAGACUGGCAACGCACAGUCAUCUCAAUGAAUGGAGUUGAAGUGAAGCUGUCGGUGAAGUUUACCAGUCGAGAGUUCAGCCUGAAGAGGAUGCCAUCACGAAAACAGACGGGGGUCUUUGGGGUCAAGAUUGCUAUUGUCACCAAGAGGGAGAGAUCAAAGGUGCCUUACAUAGUGCGCCAGUGCGUGGAGGAGAUAGAGCGCCGUGGAAUGGAGGAGGUGGGCAUCUACCGCGUCUCUGGGGUCGCAACCGACAUCCAGGCUUUGAAAGCAGCCUUUGAUGUCAAUAACAAAGAUGUGUCAGUGAUGAUGAGCGAGAUGGAUGUUAAUGCUAUUGCAGGCACAUUGAAGCUGUACUUCCGAGAGCUGCCUGAACCUCUCUUUACAGAUGAGCUGUACCCCAACUUUGCAGAGGGCAUUGCACUUUCAGAUCCCGUUGCAAAGGAAAGCUGUAUGUUGAAUCUAUUGUUAUCACUUCCAGAACCCAACCUUGUCACAUUCCUUUUCCUUUUGGACCAUUUAAAAAGGGUUGCUGAGAGGGAAAGCAUUAACAAGAUGUCCCUGCAUAAUCUUGCAACUGUCUUUGGACCAACGCUGCUCAGACCUUCAGAGAAGGACAGUAAAAUCCCUGCCAACCCAACCCAGCCUAUAACAAUGACUGAUAGCUGGUCACUAGAAGUCAUGUCCCAGGUUCAAGUCCUUCUGUACUUCCUGCAGCUGGAGACCAUCCCUACCCCAGACAGCAAGAGGCAAAGCAUUCUCUUUUCCACAGAGGUGUAGAUGUCUGUGAUGCCAACAGGACUCCAAAAAAAAACCACACCACAAACCCAACCUGUUCUUGGCAUAAAUCUGCCACUCUUGAAAAAAGGAAGACUGGUGUUUCUUCAGACAUUUCUGGCCUGUUCCUGUUCUGGGGAAUUAUGGCCCUCAGUGCUUCUGCUGUUUGUUAACCAGUGGCAGGCUGAAGAGAAGGUAGAAAAAUACCUACUUUUGAUCAGGAGAAUGAGAAUCGAAGUGGAGGUGGAGCUGUGCAGAAUCUCCACUAGAAGGAGCAAUAGACACUUGAACAAAUGCACCACAAAGUGUGGCUGUUAUUCUUGUUGGGAAUGUGAUGGAAGGUAUUCCUCAUUUUAUGGAUUUGUCAUAAAGAAACGUCAAGAUUUCUAACGGACCACUUGAUAGGAUGCCCUUUUUUGGGUGAGAGGGAGUUAAAGGAUCUAUCACAACUGUGUCUUUAAUAACUGCUGUUUUUAAAGUACUGUUCUAGGCUACAAAAAUAGCAUUGCUUUGCAAGAAGAGGAGAGAAGGGAAGGGUCUGGGAUCUAAGAUACCCUCCUCUGAAAUUGAAGUCCUGAUUUGAACAGGGUUCUAAAGAAGUGAAACAGUUUUGCAUACAACUUAAACUUUUUUAUUUGUCUUGCCCACCCCUUCUCCUGCAAAUGUUUAUACAAGGAGAUGCUGUGCUCUUGCCUAUAUUGCACUUCUGAUGGCGUGGAUUUUUUGGGGGGUGGGGGUGUUGAAGGGCCCAGACUCAAUGAUUUUCACUACAAACAAAUAUAGCAAAUUAAAGAGAGGCAGGGACGGUUUGAGUCAGUGCUUUGUGAUCCGUUGGUUGUUUGCAUAUAAAAGCAGGAGCAAUACUAUUCAGAGAGGAUUGCUAAAUUCCUUAGACUCUGCCAAACUUAAUGAAAAUUAAUUGGGAAGGCUGUUAAUUCCCAACACUCCAAAGAAAAGAUGUUAACACUGCAAAAAUAAUUGAAGCAUUUGUGGACAAAACAAAUUAUUAGUGGUUAUCGGGUUGCCUGGCUGGUUACUCCUAUCAGAACAUCUUUUUUUUUUUAAUAUAUAGAUAUAUACUUGAAUUUUGGAGGCUUUGUACAUGAUUGCUUCUAGGAGAGUCAUCUUCUGAUAGAUGCUUUGAUAAAUAUGUCAGGAUGUACUUUAUGGACAGCCUAGCCAGUAGCAUGCAUGUGUACUCUUCAGAAAUGUCAGGCCUGUUUUAAGUAAGAGCAGUGAAGGGAUUUCUGUGGAACCACACGGAGCAGUACAGCAGGUCUCACUAAAUACUAGGCUGGUAUCUUCCUGCCUAACUUGGUCAGAGCCAUGGGGGUUACACAGGUGUAAAGGACAGCAGUGUUUGUCUAGAGAACUGAAAGCAUAAUCUAAUUGCUGGCAUCCAGAGCAAAGUGUUCUGGCUAUGAAGCAGCUGUGCCAAACGUCCUGGGAGAGGUGGGAAUUACUCCAUUUUCAUUAACAACUCCAGCCCCAUUUGCUUCAUACCCAGUUAUGCAGCAUCCGUUUGGUGGCAACCAUCCAUCGUCCAGGCAAGAAGAAAAGUGCAGCAUGAAGACAAGGGGAGGAAUCAGCAUGGAGAAAGGGAGGGAAGGACAGAUCUUGAUUGGUGCAGUUGGGUUGCCAACAUCAUUUGAGGAGAAAUGCCACAGAGAAAGCAGCCCCGUGAUGCUGAAUUUUAUGUUUUCUGAUGAGUGAUCUGCAGUCUCUCAGUUACAAAAAUAUAUAUAAAAAACCACCAACAAAGGAGUCUUUCAAACAAAUGGAGAGAGAAAAAAAUAAUGGAAGGGAAAUGAUUUUGUAGUCAAUGUAAUUUUGACUGCCGCAUAAUAUUAGAAAAUAUUGUACUGUGAAGUUACAAAUUCAAAAAGGAAAAAAAUAGAAAUUCCGAUUUUGUGAGUAUAUCAACAUUUUGCAUGCUAUGUAAGGAUCCUUCUAGGAAUUUAAUAUUGCUUAGUAUCCCUCCCUUCUUAGGUCUGGGAGCAAACCUCUUUGUAAUGUAAUGUACAACUAGAAAUUCCUUCUCUCUUAUAUGUAUUUCCAUUACAUUCCGACUUCUGAAUCUGGAAAACAGAAAACAUGUUUAUAGUAGGAGGUGCUUUUGGGGGGAGGGAGGGGACGAAGGCAAGAAAACUUGAAGGCUUAGCAUUUUUUAUAUUUAUUUCUGCCUUUUUUGAAGGUAAAAAUUAGUCACAAUCUUGAAAACUUUCGGCUUAAGUCAGGCAGACCAGUAAACCACACUGUGGUUUUGGUUUUACGUAUUUGUUCUUAUUUCCACAUAGCAGUUCCAUAACAAUCCUUGUCCUGCUAGCUGCACACCUGCCCAUUCCAAGCUGUUGUGUGGUGCAUCUGAGGCAGUGGCACUGCUGCUGACUGCAUUGGAAAGAAAAAAAGCCCCACAAACCAACAGCAGAAGCAAAGUGCAGGAGAUGGUUGGGUGACAGAGCCCUUUCCUUUCUGUGUUCAGAAUCUGUGGCUGCUCUUUGCAGUGUUGAAACUGGAAAGCAAUACCAUAAUGACUGUGCCAAUUUACUUUUACCCAAUUUUUUAUUUUUAUUUAUAUAGGAAAUUAAUAUUAAGUUACUGAUGUAUGGCGUGUAACUAUGAGAAAUGGCUUUUGCUUUGGUUACUGUUACAGGUUGUUGCUUUAGUCUCUCAAUUACAAUGCUCAGUCUAAUGUAACGUAAUCUAACAUGCAGGCAUGUGGAUCAGGGAAAAAAAAGGUAAUUUAACGUAACCCAUUAAUUAUUUCUGUUGAGUAUGUUUUCCCCAAAGCUGGUAAUUUUGGGCUGGAAAAAACAGCGGAUGUUUCUGCUAAUGAUGAAAUCAUGGACUGAUUUGAAAUAUGAGAAUUGAUUUUUUGAAUUUCUGUUACUUUUGCAAUGUAAGUUUUUCUUCAGAUAGACGUUUGUGUUCAGAAAUGAAGCAUUUCCAAAAGGCUUUUGUAUUCUUUUCCAAGGGACGUUGUGGGUGUGGGUUUUUUAAAAACUUUGUUGUGUUUUUAAUAAGCCUUAUCACACUUAAAACAUAAAGGGAUUUGUAAAAACGUGGCUUUACAGAAGGUCUUGUGAUUUAAGAGCUGUGUCAGAAGACCUAACUUCUCCAUUUCCUGUAAGAAAAUAUACAGUAUACAAUAUAGACAACAUAAGAACAAACUAGCCAAAAAUUACCCUUUAAAACUGCACUGAGAGUUUGUGUUCUUUCUGUUUCUAUUGCAUUGGAAAGAAAUUUCUAAAGAAGCAGCUUUCAGCUAGGUGCAGCUGAAACAUUAACAGCUUCAGCAGAAAUACUGCAGGUCGUUAGGACAGACUGUACCUCCAGUUUGAGAAAGGAACAUAAGUUACUUGGCAUUUAGAAACUAUUCUAAAAUUCUUUUUUUUUUUUUAAUCACUGAUUUUAGUUUUUUUUUUUUUCUUUAAUUAAAAAGUAAAGCAAAAUAAGGGAAAAGGUUUUAAUGAUGGGCAAGAAGUAAAUAGCACUAGAUCGUUCUCAGCUUUGUUUUGUGUGUGCUUUUCAUGGGAGGAGGUUGAAAUUAAACUGAAACACAUCCAUUGAAAUGCUGCUGGUGUUCUUUAUCCUUGCACAAUUUUAAGCAAGUUGAGGUAGCAGCCAAGCUAUUGCAGGCUAUAUUCUAAUGCUAUUUUUUUUUAUAUAUCAGCUAAGGGCAAAAUACAGCUGUGCACUGACUGUAUUUGCUGAUGCCAACUGCCCACCUUGAUUCCAACUUUCCAUUGCUCGUAUUAAGGCUGUCAGCGGGCAGAUGAAGCAGAACUGCAAUGUGUUGUGUUGGCCACGAGGUGGUAGAACCUCGUGUUUGAUGGAAGCUGCAGUAUUUUCACAGCUUAUUCAUUUUACCUGUUUAAAAUUGUGUUUCACCGUUGAGUUAGUUUUAUAUGAGUUUAUUUAAACGGAUGUACUGUUCUGUAAAGCAUACGUGGAUCUCUAAGUUUGCCUGUCACCCACUGUAACACUGGAAGGCAUGACAACUUAUUCAUUUCUCUUAAUGUACCGUUCCUUGAAGUGUGUACAAAAUGUAAAUUGACCAACAUGGCUUUCAGAGAUACUUAAAAUCUGAUGGAGAAAAAAGCAACCCUCUCUGGUUCCUCACUGGUUGAUGACUCCUUUGUUUUCAGGGCUUGUUCUGCUGAGGCAGUGCUGUCAGAUGUGGCAUUCUUACCAUGGCAAUGUUAGGAAGAAGUGGGAGAUGUUUAAGAAAAGCCUCUGCUCUUUCUCUCUUCAAUUCAAAAAGAUAUAAACUUGCACUAAUAGAAGACCAAUACAUUCACGCUAGAUUUAAGGGAUUUGCUUCUGUUCCUUGCAGAAAAAUCUGAAAAAGGAAGUAAAUAUGUUCAGAAUAAUUAAAAUUUGGAGUAGUUGGCAAGUCAGUCACUUACUUGUUCCUCCUUACGUUUUUAUUUAGUCCGGGUAUGUUUUUCUUUGUAAGCUUUGCUAACGUUCCUUUGUAGUGCUGUCUGAAAAAUCACUCUGAUACCAUCCACUUCCUUUAACACAGGGUUCUUGCAGCUGAGAUCACAGAGCCUUACAGUUAAUAUUAGCAAUCUUCCAUUCUCAGCCAGAAUUAAGUGGAUGCCCGUAUGCAUUCCAUGAAAGUUUUCUCUGGGUAGAUAAAAGUACGUGGAUCUUCCUUAAAAUCAAGAAAGGACUGCUGAUUGAAGAAGGUACCCACAGCUAAUUAUUAUUUGUUACCAAAGUCUUAGGGAAGAAAGAUGACAUAAAUUGAAAACAAACAAACAAACAAACAAAAAAAAACAACCAAAAACAAUUAGGAAUCACUCUGAUAAGAUGAUCUGGAACUGUACAAAGCAGAAGCUCUUCUUUCAAGUUACAGAAGAAGACCUGUGGCCUCAAUAACUGACUGCCUUGUCAGUAAAUAAACAUUAAUUUAGGAAUGCCAGGAAUUCAGCUGCUGCAGCCUCCCAGUGCUGAUGUGCUGCAACCCUUUCUCACUACUGAAACUUCACAGUUCAGUGCCAAGAAAGCAAAGCUUAUCACAUGCUCUGUACAUUUUUUUUCCUCUAUGGCAACAGAGCACCAGAGUGUGUUAAACCAAAGGUGAAACACUACUGCAAAGAAAAAUGGAACCAGGAGGUUAGGAUACAGCUUACGCUGGAAGAGGCUGCUUCUGAGCUGCAAGGAUAGAAUACCACAACACCCAGCAGUGAUUGAAUGGUGGAAACAGUAGGGCCAAAGCAAACGGAGCGUAUGCAUUAUCUCGAUUCUCCUGCCAUGAGCAGGUGGCUAGAUUUAGGCCUGGGUCAAGCAAACAUGCUAAUGCAAGAAUAAGAAAACUAUUCAAGGGCCUGCACUGUUGAUUCUGCCACCCUAUGGUAGAAUUGGAGGACACCACUGUAAAAGCAUGCAGGUGACCUAUGCAAAUAGUUGCCACGUCAUUUUACUUUUUACUUUCUACUGUCAAGUCUCCUCUUUCACUAAGAGACCCUCUCCUUUUCUAUCGGAAACCACAUCAUCCUGUACAGUAGAAAUGAGUUUAUAGCAGGGCUAUUCCUGGAGAUGGCUGGAAUAUUUCCAGCUUUCUGGUAGAGUGGACCAGGUAGUGUUAAUACUCCGGGCUUGUGCAGGCUUGUUUUGCAAGUAAGAUAUGUUCUAUUUUUUUGCCUGUUCAAGCAUACUUGGGAAUGAAUAUUAUUACAGAGUGCCCAAGCCUAGAAAAAAUAUUUGUUUUACUGCUCUGCCUUAAUUGCAGUCAUGCUCAAGUCAUCUCAUUGAAAUGAUUCAUCAGAACAGAGAAUUCUUUUUGGAUUUUCUGCUAGGGCUUGUGUUUGUGUAAUUAUUGCAGUGACAAGAUGUUCUGAGAUUUCAAGGCAUUCUACAGAUCAACCAUUUAUCUGCAGAGUGAUUUCUACUGCAGGACCAGUUUAUAUCCCUGUGGAUAUAGGGAAGAGCAUGCUUGUAUACAGAAGAGCUUCCUGCCUGGAAAGAGAACAUAGCUGCUUCCCACAGAUGGCCAAAGAACCACAAUGGGAAGAGCCCACCAGUGAGCAGAUGGCCUCGUUCCUUAGAGGCUCACGUUUUCCCUGGUCAGGCAAAGCCCAGAAAGCAAUUAUGGGGUCAGACCCAUCCCGUCUCUCCUUUAUAGUGCCUAAUUGAAUUAUCAACCGCCAAUAUAAAUAGGCCAGCUCAAAUUUCUUCCAUUUUAGUCAUGUUUUGGAAGAGGACUUCUAUAACCAUUAUGGGAUUAUGGAAAUAGCUGAAAACUGAGCUAAAUAUUAAAACUCCUUCAAACACAGCAAUAAUAUAAUGAAAAUGCUGACUGCUGACAUGGCAGAAAGGUUCUUCACAAGAGCCUCUUCUAAUGCAUCCACUCUGAUCUCUUCCUCACUGCUUCUCACAGCCUAGGAGAAAUCUUGAGCUCCAUAGUAACAUACAAAAACUUCUGCAAGUCGCUCAGUAAUUUGGAAUCCCAGAUACACAAGGUCAGAUCUUUUACAGAGGUGGGCUAUCAGCACUAAAAGUGACUAGGUACUAUCCAAGGCAGCAAAAAGAGGGUAAAGAAUUAAUGCUGGAUGACAAAGAGCACCACAGUGGUACGGUGAAGUUAAGUGCGAUCUCAUGGAAGGUCACAUGUGACGUAUUGUCCUUUCUGUGUCUGUCUAGCAAAAAGCAACGAGAGCAAAACAAAGCCUUCUCUUGGCUAUAUUGGUUGUGUAGUUUGUUCUUAUCUCUAUUACAUGUGUUUAUAAUCCAUUAAGAAUGCCAGUGAAAGGAGGUAGUAAGACUAUUUAAAUAUAAAUACAAUUAAAUUAUAUAAUUAGUGAUAAUUUAUCAGGUGUAGAAGAAAAACAACUUGCUAUUGCUUGGAUAAUUUGGGGUUUCUUCAGAACUAAUACUAUUGGCGUUGUUUUAACUCCACCGUGUUACAGAGUCUGUUUUUGACAUUUCAUACUGCUGUCAGUGCUUCAGUAUCUCAGUGCUGUUUUUGCAAAGAAAACCAACCCUAAUAGCUUAAUACUGAAAGGUGUUGAAACGACUGCUAAAUAUCUCUCAGUUUAGGCCCAUGUGAUGAAAAAUGGAAAAGAGGGGGAAAAUAAUCAUUCAGGAUUUUAUUUUUUUUUUAAUUUUCUGAGAUAAGAGGUAUGAAAGGGAUACAAAAACUGUAUUUGGGGGAAAAAAGUCUAAGGCAUUUGUAGCCUUUCUUUGUACACAGUGUUAAAUAAAAUCUCCUGUAUCUGUUCA